Molecule: messenger RNA, 2770 nt
Organism: Dendronephthya gigantea
Lineage: Eukaryota; Metazoa; Cnidaria; Anthozoa; Malacalcyonacea; Nephtheidae
Product: low-density lipoprotein receptor-related protein 6-like
Exons: 7
Coding region: 79-1863 (594 amino acids)
Source: RefSeq, a predicted model, not a curated record
UUCAUUGUGUCGUGUUUCAGUCUGAAACAAUCUCUACAAAUAUCCUUUCUUUUUAAAAUAGUCUGCAGAUUGAACUAAAUGAAGAGAAGAAACAUGAGGAUUCUGUGUGUUUUGUUUUGUGUAGCUGUCUGUUGCCAAUCAACAUUUCCGUGGAAGCUAUUAUACGCCAAUGAGAAGGAUAUUCGUUUGUUUUGGUCAGACAACAAAGGUUCUGCCAGUGAGCGGGUGAUUAUUUCAACAGACGAUGCAGUCGCUGUUGAUUUCCUCUACAAAAAUCACUUGAUAUUUUGGAGCGAUGUCUCAGAAGAAAAAAUAUUUCGUUGCUCUCUUAAGACUACAUGUAAGGCAAAAGUAAUUGUAUCAGGAUCCCUGGGACGGCCUGAAGGUCUGGCUGUUGAUUGGCUGACAGGGAAACUAUACUGGACAGAUUACGAUUUGAAACAAAUAUGUGUCUCGAGUAUUGAUGGGAAGUAUCGUAAAGUUUUGAUAUGGAAAAAUCUUGAUAACCCCAGAGCAAUUGCAGUGGAUCCUAAUGCUGGUUUUAUGUUUUGGUCAGACUGGGGUGAGGCACCAGGAAUAUCACGUGCUGGUAUGGAUGGUACAAAUCACAAGAACAUCGUGAGCACGUCCAUUACCUGGCCAAAUGGUCUCACUCUUGACUACCACGAAAGCAGACUUUACUGGAUCGAUGCAAGACAUGAAUACAUUGCAAGUGUUGAUUACCAUGGCAACGGCAGACGUAUAACGUACUCGCAAGCUGCCAAUCAUCCAUACUCCAUAACAAUGUUACGGAAACAGCUUUACUGGACUGAUUGGGACACGAAUUCAAUACAAAAUUGUGCUGUAUUGAGAGCGAAUAUGAGUAAUUCAGCAAAUGUGAUCAAAACAAAUAUUUAUUCUCCUAUGGAUAUUAAAACUUACGAUCCUCAAAGACAGUCAAAUGUUUCAUUCAAUCCUUGUGAGAGAGAAAAUGGUGGAUGUAGUCAUCUUUGUUUGUUGGCUCCAGGAAAGCGUUUUUCGUGCGCUUGUCCUUCUGGAGUUGUUUUAAAGUCAGACAUGAAAACUUGUGAAGAUGGCCCUCAAAAGUUCCUUUUGCUUACAAAACGAAGAGGAAUCAGUAUUCUCUCCUUGAGCACACAAGAACACACUGAUCUCAAACUCCCAAUUGAAGAUAUCGGUCACGUGAUUGCGGUUGAUUUUGAUCCGGUUCAGAAGUCGCUGUGUUGGAUUGAUUCCCAGUAUCAUGAGAUAAAGUGCGCGAGCAUCAAUGGUUCUGGUGCGAAAACAAUUUUCGAAAACAAUAGUUCCUCAGCAGAAGACUUGGCAAUUGAUUGGGUAAAUCGAGGUAUUUAUUGGACAGAUUCAGCAUCAGAUAUUAUUGCAAUGGCGUAUUUGAACGGAACUUCAGGAAAAGAUAUUGUAUCACGUGGCCUGGAUGAGCCGAGAGCAAUUAUUAUUGAUCAACAGCAGAGGUUUAUGUACUGGUCAGAUUGGGGAGAAAAUCCUAAAAUAGAGAGAGCGAUGUUGGAUGGAACAAAGAGAGAAAUUUUGAUUAAUACUUCAAUAGCUUGGCCAAACAGUCUGGUGUUAGACUAUCAGCAAAGGAAACUUUACUGGGCGGACGCUAAAUUAGAUAAGAUUGAAUCAUGUGACCUGACAGGAUCUGAUCGCGUGAUUGUUACACGCGAGGAUGUCCCGCAUAUAUUUAGCCUGACUUUGGUCGGGCAAUAUUUGUAUUGGACUGACGUGCAAACUAGGAUGCUCGUAAAGAUGGAUAAGAGUGAUCCUAAAAAGAGGGAGAUUAUAAUUAAUUAUGUUCCAAAUAUGAUGGCCGUAAGAGGGGUCGAUCUUCAGACAAAUUAAAAACUGUGAAUCGUGCUUGCAUGCUUAGCAACCCGGUUUACAAUGUAAAAUUUCUUGUGAUCAGUGGCAUGCAGUUGGCAAUUUUAAACUGAGUUAUCCAUCAAGAUACUCGCUGCGCAAAACAUUUAGAAUUUGGGGUUUACCAGUGCAAAUUUUCAACUGUGAACACAAGUUAGGGCUUUGACAGUGUAACCGGGCCUUAUAUUCAAGCGUUUGUCUGAUCAGCUAAUUUGUAUUUAAUACAAAAUGGCCCGAUUUUUACUGAGAGACAGAUCAUCCAUCUGGACAAACUUUCGUCUGUGUUUACGGAUCAUUCAUCAACACGAAUUAUCCGCAUAGUUCGUCUAUUCAGACGAAUUUGAAUGGCAGUUCCUCUUCGCGCAUCAUUCGUCUGUUAGUAAAAUACAGGGUGCAUGGGGAGAAACUACGAAAAAUUCUUCAUAAAACGGCCGCUCUUGUGCACUCUUUUUACCACAAAAAUGAUUUCCUACAGUAAUUCCGUGCACUUUGUAAACACGCGAUUCUGUUUCGUUUGACAUAUUCGUCUGGAUAGUUCGUCUACAUAGUUUGUUGUGUGUUUAUACUCAGACGAAUGAUCAGGCGGAUUAUUCGUCCAGACGGAUCAUUCUUCUCUAUGUAGUAUAAAUCGGGCCACCGUGCAUGCUGAUAACAAUUUGUUAAACCCGUUAGUGGAAAGUGCACGCUUGGGUUUAAACAAUUAUGUUCAUUAACAUUGCUGAUGGGGUAAACACUUUUGAAAUAACAGUGUUAUCACGCUUUUGGGAUUUUAAAAUUACAUUUUGAUUUUCCUUGUCAUCAAGAUAGCCAAUGCAUGAAUUGUAUUUACGAAUUAGAUUGCAGUAAGAACUGUAAUGACUUGAAUAUAUGUAAAAAAAUUGUUAUGAUC